AUGCAACUAUCUUUUGUUUGGAGAUAUACGAUGGCUAAUACGAAACGCUGGUGCUGGUAUAUUCCUAUAGUAUCAUUAAUAUGUACAGUUAUAUGGUAUUCAUACACCAUGGAAUCGACUAGUCGAAAUCGUGUAGCCAUUACGGCCUUAAAGCCGCGAGUUAUUGAUGACACUAAACAGAACGUCGUAGCGAUCCUGAGUAAACAGAAUGUGGUACCAACUGUGAGUAAACUGGAGAAGAAAAAUGAAAAAUACUUAGUAUAUCUGUGCGAUGAAAAGAGAGACUGUGGUGGCUGGGGUGACAGACAGAGAGGAAUAGUUUCUUUGUUUUUACUUUCUUUGGUGUGGAAACGGACAUUUAAAAUUUUGAUAUCCUCUCCAUGUGAUAUUAAACCCUAUUAUACACCCACCAAAGAAUAUAACUGGAUAUUCACCGACGAUGAAUUGAAAGGGUUGAAAGAUCAAAAAACGAAAACACUGGAUUUUGUAGGCGUUGAUGAACCUCUGAUGAACAUGAAUAUGAACAGCUCAGAGAUUGCGGAUGUGUUGUACAUUAAAACCAAUUGCGUGAAUUUUUUAAUAAUAGCCCUAAAAUAUGCCAAUUUUUUACCUGUUUAUUUAAGAAAAAAGGGAAGAGCCAGUAUAUUUCGGGAAUCUUGGAACAGAUUUAUGAUUCCAACGGACAAACUGCUCAGUCAAGUAGUGAAAAUAGAUUCAAGGGGAGAAAUAAAUUCAGAUGCAAAAAAGUUGGGAAAGGAACUAGUUUGUGCACAUUUACGAAUAGGUCACAGUAAAUAUUUACCUAAUGAUUAUGUUGGAUUUCCUCUUGUGGCUGUUCCAAAGGUGUGGAAUUUUAUUGAUGACAAUUUUCAUAAAAAAUCUAGGAUUUUUGUGGCCACAGAUAACCUCGAUGUCAGAAAAAGCGCUAUUUCUAAAUAUGGUAGAAGAUAUAUCGGAAGCUACGCUUACACCAUGAAUCCAGAUAAUAUGCGAUCAAACUUAACAUUGGCUUGUAGUUCUCAAGAAUCUGCUUAUGUAGAUCAGUUGAUGUUAUCGAAAUGUGAUGUUCUUAUUUUUUACAGACGAAGUGGCUUCAGUAUUCACGCUUCAUAUCUCAAAACUGAGUGGACAAAUAUUUAUUCUAUCUUAAGAAACGGUAGCAGUACAUUUUCUCUGCAAAAAACAAAUAUUUAUUGA
Messenger RNA from Lottia gigantea (owl limpet), 1197 nucleotides. RefSeq lists its product as hypothetical. The record is from RefSeq and is a predicted model, not a curated record. Bases 1 to 1197 code for a protein of 398 amino acids. The transcript is spliced from 2 exons. Lineage: Eukaryota; Metazoa; Mollusca; Gastropoda; Lottiidae.